CCCCUGCAGGUCAAAGCCAAGAUCCACAGCCACAUCAGCCGCCAGCUGGAGUGCCUGCGCAGCCGCGAGGUCUGGCUCUUCGAGCAGGUGGACCUCAUCCAGCAGCUGAAGGAGGAGGCGCUGCAGCAGCAGGCCCAGCAGCUCUACUGGUACCUGGGACAAUUCAAUUGUCUGAUCCAUCAGCUGGAACGCUCCUGUAGCAACGAGCUGGCAAACCAGAUUUCAGUUUGCCUGGAGAGACUGGAAAGUCUUACUCUCAAACCAGAGGAGUCUUCCAUCCUGAAUUUUGAGGCUGACCCAUCUUACCUUCGCCAGGCUAUUACCUCAUUUGGUUCAAUUAAAACAAUGCAAACCUCAGAGAGAGAGAAUACUUCUCCCUGGUUCCCAGGGCAGAACUGUGCCCUCAUGAACUGUGAGCAGCAGAAAAAAAUGUGUGGGCCAGUGAGUGCCUCGCUUGCUGACUGGUUACUUGGAAGCAGACCUGUGGGUGUUUCCCAGGCUCCCUAUGUUCCCAGCACCAAUCUUGAAGAAUGGGUCACACAGAAAUGUGUGUCAGAGCCCAUCCAGGAGCUAAAUUCUUCCAAAGUUUGUUACUUUGAGCAAGCCUGGGGAAAUCUGAAAGAUUUGGAAAACUGGCUUCUGCAGAAUCAACAGGGUGAUGUUGCUGGGAAGAUGGACCCUUCUGGCCGCAAAGACUCCACCUCUACUUCCAGCUCAUCCUUUUCCACUAUUGAAAAGGUGGAGGAAUUGGAAUCCCUUGGGCAAGAAGAGAUGGACCUUUCUGACUGGCUGCUCACUCCUGACACAGAAAAUGGAAGCAGUGCUUCAGAUGAGAAGUGGAAGUAUGAGUUUAAACCUUUUAGAGAAGAGUUCAAUUUGAAUGAUUGGAUUCUUAAAGCUGAAACAUGUACUAGUUGUUGUGGAAGCCAGACCAAAAGUGUGGAAAUUGAGAACCUGGGAAAUCUGAAGUGCCUGAACGAGCAUCUUGACGUGAAGAAGUCACCCACCACUUCUGCUGUAAGCGCUUGGCUUCUUCAGCACCCCCAGGCCCCAUUUACAGUGGAAGAUGUGUGCAAAGCUAACGAGCUGUGUGCCAGCUUUUCAGAAUGUGUGUGUGAUGAAAACUGCGGAAGAGACGCGCUGUGUAAAUGGCUUCUGAGGAAAGAUGGGAAGGAUAAAAACGGAGUUCCGGUCGGUCCGAAAGACGUGCCACAGCCCGAGCACGAGAAGACCAAGUCUGCUGGCAGUAGCUGGCUGAACCCCACACAGCAGCUCCCGGGGGAAGCCCUUAGUGCAGAGAAAGCAGAUUGUUCCACAGAGAUUGCAGAACCCUUCAAAGUCCUGCUGGAGAGGCCGCUGACAAGCUGGCUGGCCAAGUCCGAGCACAAGGCAGGAAGCGCAGAAGAAAAGGCCAGUAGGGAAAAAGCAGACAGUAGCUUCAAGAGUCCCUUCCUAGACCUCUUGGCUCCAUUCCACCUCCCCUUGAAUGUCAACAGCUGGGUGUUGACAUCAAACAACCUAGAAAACGCCAGCUCCCCUCCAGCAGAAGAUAAAUGGCUUCUGCGCAAGAAAGCACAAGACUUUGGCCUUCCUACAGUUUGUGACCUUUUUGCUUGUAUGAAGCUCAAUGGAGAUAAUGAGAAAUGGCUGUAUCGGACUCCUUUACAG
Merops nubicus (carmine bee-eater) is the source of this 1668-nucleotide messenger RNA. It is a transcript of the gene NCOA4, whose product is annotated as nuclear receptor coactivator 4. Gene Ontology annotation, molecular function: transcription coactivator activity. The transcript has 7 exons. Gene Ontology annotation, biological process: intracellular iron ion homeostasis; response to hormone. The annotation marks the transcript as partial. The record is from RefSeq and is a predicted model, not a curated record. Lineage: Eukaryota; Metazoa; Chordata; Aves; Coraciiformes; Meropidae.